AUGGAUAGGAGUACAUUUCUUAAGGUAUAUUUUCCAAAUGGUUCUUUUCAUGGUCUUCGUUAUACAUCAUCGACAACUGUUGCUGAACUUAUUCGAAUUGUAUUAAAAGGCCGUCUUUCAUCUAGUGAAUUGUUUUACCGUUUAUCAUUUGCACUUCGUGUAACAUAUGUUGGUAAAGAACAAGAAAUAGCAAAUCUACGUAUAACAUCUUCAUUAGAUAAAACAAAUGUGACAGAUAAAUGGCUUCAUCCAAAUAUGACCAUGGAUAAAGUACAACGAAUUUAUGGAUCUAUUGAAGAAUUAAAAUUUGAACUUCGUCUGCGAUAUUUUCCAGAAUCAAUUAAUGCUCUAUCACAUGACAAAGCAACAUUUGGAUAUUUUUAUGAACAACUUCGUAUUGAUUAUAUGCGUUUAAAAUCUGAACAUGUACCAGUGAAUGAUGCUAUUGAAUUAGGUUCACUUGAAAUUCGUAAACUUUUCAAAGAUCUUAAUCCAACAGCAUUAGAUAAAAAAGUAAAUGUUGAUUAUUUGGAAAAAGAACUUGGCUUAAAAAGAUUUUUUCCACAAUCUGUUAUUGAUUCUCAUAAACCAAAAUUUCUUCGAAAGUCUAUUAAAGCAUGUUUAAAAAAAUAUGAAGGUUUAGCAGAAGAAGAAUGUGUCAAACGUUUUUGCUCUUUACUCAAAGAUACUUGGAAUUGGGAACAAGAAAUAUUUACAUGCAAUCUUGGUGCUGAAUGGGCAGUUCCAAUCAGUCUUGUUCUUGGUCCAUCAGAUGGUAUCAGCUAUCGAACUCAAAAUUCCACUAAGUUAACUAAAAUGGCUUCUUUUGAAAAUGUUCUUUCAAUAGCAACGACAAAAACAAAUUCAGAUGAACGUGGCUUACUUAAAUUAACUAUUGCUGGGUCAUCAGAGACUUUAACAAUUAGUUUUUCAUCUCUUUCUGAUGCUAAUGAAGUUGCUAUUCUUAUUGAUGGCUAUUGUAUGCUUGUUAAUCGAAGUACACAUACACUUUGGCGAUCGAUGAUUGACGAUCAAUAUUCAUCAGCUUCAUCACCGCCUCCUUUUCUUGCUCCUCAUCCAUCCGAUACCACAUCAUCACAAGUUGAUGAUGAUGAUGAUGAUUCAAAUGGAGAUUAUGCUGAUGUAUUAUCAUCAGAUUAUCAAAUUGAUCGUAAACAAAUACAUAUGAUUGAGUCACUUGGGAAUGGUCAAUUCGGUGAAGUUUAUCGUGGAAUACUGAAAACUGAUCAACAAUUAGAAAUAAAUAUUGCGAUAAAAACAUGUAAAAUGCAAGAUACAGCAAUGACAGAAACAUUUUUAGAAGAAGCGUAUGUGAUGCAAAAAUUUGAUCAUCCACAUAUUAUAAAACUUAUUGGUGUUUGUACUGAACAACCUGUUUUACUUAUUAUGGAAUUAGCAAGACUAGGCGAACUUCGAGCUUAUUUAGUUGCGAAUCGUUCUGAUUUUGAUGUGAUAACAUUAGUACUGUAUUGUGAACAAUUAUCGUCCGCACUUGCAUAUCUUGAAUCAAAGAAAUUUGUUCACCGUGAUAUUGCUGCAAGAAAUGUUCUUGUAUCGAAUCAUGAGUCAGUUAAAUUAGCUGAUUUUGGUCUUUCAAGACAAUUAAAAGUUGAUGAUUCCUAUUAUAAAGCAUCCAAAGGUAAAUUACCAAUAAAGUGGAUGGCACCUGAAUCGAUAAAUUUUCGUCGUUUUACUCAUUUAUCUGAUGUAUGGAUGUUUGCUGUUUGUAUGUGGGAAAUUUUAACAAUGGGUAAAAAACCAUUUCAAGGUGUUGCUAAUACAGAUGUUAUUGAUCAAAUUGAAAAUGGUAUUCGAUUACCAUUACCCGGUGCUUAUUGUCCAAAACGUUUAUUUGAUUUAUUACAAGAAUGCUGGUCAUAUGAACCAACAAAUCGACCAUCAUUUCUUCAAAUUGAAUCAUAUUUAAAAUCUAUAUUAAAUGAAGAACGAUUAAAUAGUAAUUCACAUAUUCAUUUUAAAGACCGAAUGUAUUCCAAUGAACAAAUAGCAUUAAAAUCUAAAUCGAAUACGUCAUUAACAGUUUCUUCGUCAAUCUUAUUAUCACUAAACGAUGAUAAUGUACCACCUAAACCAGCUUUACCCAAUAAAAAUGAAUUUACAGGCAGCAGAUUACCAAUCAGUAAUAACAAGAUAACUACGGGACGAAGUGAAUCUAGUCACAAUCUUCAAUAUCGCAGUUCGACUGGAAAUACACUUUCAUUUUAUGAUAAUAAAGAUUUUCCAGAUUUUAAAACAACGAAGUCUAAAGAACAAUGUCCAAUGUCACAAUCAGUAUUAAUUGAUUUAUUUCAAUCACAAACGAAACAAAUUGUUAGUGCGGUAUUGAUACUAACACGUCAAAAUGAAGCGGAUAUUAAUAAUGGUCUAUCAUCGAAAUAUAAUCGUUCAUUAUCACCAACAAAUGAUAAAGAACAAAUACAAUUAGUUAAAAAUAUUGCUAUUGCUGUUCGUGAUCUUUUACAAACACUUGAUUAUGCACCAACAUCAAUUAAAGAAAUGUCCGAACAGCGGUAUAAUCACUUUUCAACUUUAGUUGUUUCAUUAAUUGAAACUGCUCGACAACGAAAUUAUAAUAAAAUGAAUGAACAUGCUGUUAAUAUCGCUCGUACAGCAAAAGCAUUAUUUGAUGAUAUUCUUAAAUUGAGCUGA
This is a messenger RNA of Rotaria sp. Silwood2, 2691 nucleotides long. The record is from the annotation of a GenBank genome assembly. NCBI's taxonomy places the organism in Eukaryota, Metazoa, Rotifera, Eurotatoria, Philodinida, Philodinidae.